AUGCCUCUGAUUUCCUACAGCCAAGAGUCAUUCUAUUCAAACAACACUUUGAUUAAAAGCGAUUUCAUGGAUGGGAUGAUGAUUUUGACGUAUUUCACACAUCUAUUCAGUUAUUUGUUCAAUAUAGUCUUGUUCUAUGUGGUCUCAAGGAAUAGAGCCAUCAAAACGAAAGCCUACGUAACCCAUAUGAUCUGGGUGGAAAUAAUUCUCAAUGUGUGCCAACACCUAUCCGUUGAAUUCGUAUUGGGAAUGGAGGAUCAAACGAAUAUUUAUGUUUUCAAAAUGGUCUGUAUCCUAUUCAUGACUCUUCAAAUGUGGACAGUCAAUACUAUUCGAUACACUAUGACAUUCAUGAUGGCUGCAAAUCGAUUCAUCUGUAUUCUGAAUCCCAAAUUCAACAAAUAUUUCGACUCGGAAAUUAUUACUUUAUUCGGGAUUGGUGUGUGGAUGUUGGCGUUUAUUGGUUCGUGGUAUCUUCUCCUCCUUGGAUGUUUCCCUCGUUUCAACACGUCAACUUUUGUGUUGGAAACUGAUUGCGACUAUCUCACAUGGCCAGACUUCAUCUACAAGUCCCAUUAUCUGCUGCUUCUGACAUUGAUCCUAAAUAUUUUGAUGGUUGUUUAUGCGAAACUUCGAAGGUGUGGAUUCUUUAACGUUUCCGUCGCCCGAGUAUCUGUAGUCGCUGCAACUCGUCGAUCUCGCCACGAAAACUAUUUCAUCAUUCAAUCUUUUAUCGUCUUCCUCGUGAUGGCAUAUGACGCAGCCUACACAUCACUUCGUAAAAAUUACGAGCCAGUAAUAUUUAUUACCUCAUAA
Messenger RNA from Caenorhabditis remanei, 816 nucleotides. RefSeq lists its product as uncharacterized. The record is from RefSeq and is a predicted model, not a curated record. NCBI's taxonomy places the organism in Eukaryota, Metazoa, Nematoda, Chromadorea, Rhabditida, Rhabditidae. The transcript has 5 exons. Bases 1 to 816 code for a protein of 271 amino acids.